GUAGACAGCUUUAAAGAUGUCCCUGGACCAUAGAGGCCAGCACGAUCAUCAAAUAUAUUUAAGAGACUUAGGUUCAGCAUCUGCGAUAUUAUCAAAACGCAACAAGAUACAGUUGGUUCCCAAGAUCCUAUCUAAUGGCACCUCAUCAUAAAAUGACUCCCAAGGAAAAGAAAAGGAUUGCCUUGCGCAAACGAAUUGUUCCAAGCAAAUCCGAAAGCCUUACGUUUGACGCGACGGAACUCAACGCAGAAGCAUCCAAUAAAUUAUUCUCUUAUCUAUCCGAGAACAGGAUUCGUCUGAUAAAUCUAUAUCCUGGCUGCCUUGACGAUGAGAUCAAAUGCAGUGUUCAAGAAGCCACAUUGUCAGAUCCAUCUCUGUCUUACUAUGCCUUGUCUUAUGUCUGGGGGACCUUCGACGAAGAGAGCUAUAUAGAACUCAACGGAGAAAGGUUUCGUGUCACAAAAAACCUAGCAGAGGCUCUUAGGAGACUGAGACAAGCAGAUCAAAUAGAGACCAUAUGGAUUGAUGCACUAUGCAUAAAUCAGACAGAUAAAAAGGAGAAAGACACACAAGUCCCACUGAUGGGAUCGAUCUAUAAAACGGCCAAGAAAGUGGUCGCCUUUCUAGGCAAACAUGACGAGACAAGUCCUAUACUGUUUCGGGUUCUCAAAGACCUCGAAAGAAGAGGUGACACACAGCUUGCAUUGAAUCUCCUGGACUUUGAAGAACUGAGCACUCUUAUUCCCGCGUUACAUACGUUCUUGCGUCGAGGAUAUUGGACACGUGCUUGGGUUGUCCAGGAACUUGUACUUGCUCGGGAUAAAUGGAUUCAAUGUGAAUAUGAUAGAGUCUUAUACUCGACGUUGGAAGCUUUCCAAGAGUCCAUUAUGAGCUACCUCCCACUUAUCACCAUAUCACCAAUGGGUCCGGUUCAUAUUCGGGGAGUUGCCUAUUCAAACGAAUGGCACUCGCGGUUCCCACAACUCGGUUCGAUGGAGAAAGAGUUGUCUACAAAUGGCUUUCUUGAAGGUUUUCUAGAUGUUCGAUGCUCAAACCCUCGAGAUCACAUAUAUGCGUUCUACAAUUUGCUUGAUUCCAACAUUCAAAAUCAUAUAGAGGUUGACUACGAGAAAAGACCGGCGGAAAUCAUUUACCAAGCAGCAAAGGGUAUCAUCAUGGAAACCCAAAGUCUACAUAUAAUCACCCUUAGAGGACGACAAGUUUGGCCAUUGGAAGCAUGGCAAUACACGAUGCCCUCUUGGUGUCCUUUCUUUGGGGUUCCAUAUAUCAACGAUUCAUUACCUCCUCGAGAUUAUACACGCCCCUAUAUAACUGAAGGAAUCGCAAAAUUUUCAACAGAUGGCAAAGUCAUGCACGUGAAGGGUGUGGUAUUGGGUAUAAUCUACGAGACUGUUCCUCGAAUCCCGCUUGUCCACCAUCCUUUCAACAAUAUCAGUAUCAAGGAUAAGGCGAGAGUCGACGAUGAGCUGGAGUAUGCUUAUAAGUGCAUUGAAUUUAUCGAAGCAAGAGCUGACAAUGAUGUCGAGCUGAACUGCACAGUUCUAGGCGACAUUAUGGCUGGUGAAGAUGGGCUUCUAUCUUACCUGAAAAAAACGUCUGAACUUGGCUCGGCGCGCAUGAGCCGCUUAAAUGACUUCGCACGAUACUUUAUUUCAAGACAACUUUCCUUUUUCAGGUACGAUGACUCGUUCAUCGAUAAAUCCGGCUCUAAUAAAAUAGCGCCCGAUAGAAUUAUAUCGGAUUUUGCAAUUAUUCCUGGAAGGGCAUACACCAGGGAUAUACUAUGCGCUAUACUCGGCUCUGAGAAUCUGAUAGUACUGCGACAACAGGGUGAACAUUAUACAGUUGUGGGUGAAGCAAAAACUUUUACUCGGACAGGCGAUAAUAUCCUAGCAAAAGUUGAUCCUUCAAAAUAUAGAGCUUUUUCACUUGUGUGAUAUAAAUUACAAUUUUUAUUUUUUAUUUCUAUUUUUGAGGCAGUUAUGGUGCUUAGUAGCCUUCAAUCUACCAGAAAAGAUACUGUGAGUUUCUCCCAAGGGAUGAACAGACCUGGGAUUACUUCAGCAAUAUCAUUCAGCAUUGUAUUUGUGG
Molecule: messenger RNA, 2112 nt
Organism: Aspergillus wentii DTO 134E9
Lineage: Eukaryota; Fungi; Ascomycota; Eurotiomycetes; Eurotiales; Aspergillaceae
Product: HET domain-containing protein
Exons: 1
Coding region: 153-1958 (601 amino acids)
Source: RefSeq, a predicted model, not a curated record